AUGAGCUGGUACGCCAAGCAAGAUCGAUGUGGAGACGGGCCUCGUAACGCCUUGGUGCUUCUGGCAGGCGCCAAUAAAGGCCAGUCCACCAGCAACGUACUUUCUGCAUGCCCCAGAGCUCGAAUGCACAUCUUCGAGAUUGUGCCGAAGCUUUUUGAGCAGCAACAAAAGCGCUUCAAAGAUUCGCCUUGGGUCACUGUGCACAGGAGGGGGUGGUCGGACAAGGUGCAGACUUUUCGCAUCACAGCUCCUGCAGAAGGUGUGGAGUUGGCAGGAUUGUACGAGGCGACGGGUCGCUGGCGGAACGCCCCGCAGCUCGAGGAGACAGUGGAAACGGUCACCUUAGCCGGCCUUCUCCUGGAACUGGGACUUAAGAGCCAGGUGAACUAUGUCCUGAUCGAUGUAGAAGGCAAAGAGCCCAAUGUGAUUCGAGGCAUGGGGCUGGAGACAAACAGGCAGAUGUUUCCACUCUUCCAGUAUGAGCUGGGUGGCACAUGGUCCGACAGUCGGCACGACACGGGCCAGUGGGGGCAAUACGGCAUUGCAAUGUACUUGAAGGCUUUGGGGUAUGCUCUCUACUUGAUGGGGGGCGAUGGGGGGCAGGAUGCGAAGCUUGGUCGUUGA
Messenger RNA from Symbiodinium sp. CCMP2456, 624 nucleotides. NCBI's taxonomy places the organism in Eukaryota, Dinophyceae, Suessiales, Symbiodiniaceae. The record is from the annotation of a GenBank genome assembly.